UUCAGAUCCGUUCUCGUUUUCUUCUUUCAAUUAGAUCGCGCUUAUCGUACAUCUAUGGAAAUUUCCCCAUUUUUUUUAUCAAUAUGUGAAAACCUUAACGUUACUCUCUUUCUUUAUUAUUAACCAACAAAUACAUGAAACUGCUGAAGAAACUUCCUCUAUGAAGUACUUUUGAAAUCCUUGUCUAUAUAUACAUAUACAUAUGCACCACCAUUCACAUUAACCAAUUUCAAUUAUGCCUCGAUCUUUUCUGUGUGUCACUUUAUAUAUUUUUUUCUUGUUUCUCAUUAUGAUCUCUCAUGGAACAACAUGUUCUACUACUUCGAUGAAAACAUCGUCCGAUAUAAUUGAAGAAACCUGCGAAAAAUGUGCAAACCAAUCCAUGAUUUUGAGCUAUAGUUUAUGUUCAACAGCUCUUCCGGUGAUUCCGGUGAGUCGUGCAACGAAUCUUCAAGGGCUGGCUGUGAUUGCGAUGGAGUUAGCUUUAGAGAAUGUGACUAGCACGCUUGCUACGAUUGAGAAGCUGUUAGGUAAUGAGAGUUUGGAUAGUUAUGCGUUGGGUUGUUUAACGGAUUGUUUGGAACUAUACAGUGAUGCGGUAUGGACUAUAGUGAGUUCUGUAGAUGUUUUCUUGUCGGGGAAUUAUGAAGUAAGUAAGACUUGGAUGAGUUUGGUUAUGGAAGCGGCAUCGACGUGCCAGAAAGGUUUUGAAGAGAAGGGCCGAGUUUCUCUUUUGACAGAGGAGAAUUAUAAUCUCUUCCAGUUAUGUGGUAUUGCACUAUGCAUCAUCCACAUGUCUACUCCUGUGACUGCAAAUGCAAUACCAUUUUAAUCAACUCUCACCAAGUUCAGCUGCCAAUGCAAUGCCUUUUGUUUUGUUGUGAGCUGUUUAUGAAAAGAUCCGUGUUUUUAUUUUGGGAUUAUAAGUUCUAGCUUUGUUUUUAUUUGUAAACUAAAGUUGUAAGAAUAUGUUUCCUCAUUAACCGGCUUUCCGGGGACUAGGAGUAUGACUAGAGAAAUAAGACAUGUCGCCUGCUUGCCUGUAAGUUAGAAGGAGGAUGAGAAGGAAAGGUAUAUUGAUAUUUGAGAGAGUGAGGGCCUUUGAGCAUUGGGAGGUGCUAACUCUUGUAGUUCUGUAAUCUAUAAUGUAAUGAAGAGAAUUUAUCCCUUAUUUUUCUCAUAAAGAUACCUGUUUCUAUCA
Molecule: messenger RNA, 1201 nt
Organism: Lathyrus oleraceus (garden pea)
Lineage: Eukaryota; Viridiplantae; Streptophyta; Magnoliopsida; Fabales; Fabaceae
Product: putative invertase inhibitor
Exons: 1
Coding region: 236-832 (198 amino acids)
Molecular function (GO): enzyme inhibitor activity
Source: RefSeq, a predicted model, not a curated record